CUCCAUCUUCACAAACACCCCCCCACCUUCAAUUUAGCAAUUCCCUCAUUCCCUCCUCUUCACCAGCCUAUCUCCAGCGCAAGAUGAUAUUUUAAGCUUGAUCAAAAACUGCCACCAUCCCAACCGCCUUGAACAUGCCAAAAGUCAUCAGCUACACUCCUCCCUGGCUUUCGCGCCCUUCGCCCGGUGCCUCCAUCUUCGCCAGCUCCAGCGCAAAGGCCCCCGAAUAUCCCAAGGGCCCCAAGGAUAUCCCCUACUCAGGACCUACGCGCAUUCAGGCCAAGCGCGGGAAUGAGUUGUUCACAGUAGUCGACAACCAAAUCCGCUGGUCCAUCCUCACGAGACUGAAAGACGAUUGGCAACAAACCGCAAGAUCGAAUGGUGCCACGGAGAAGCAGCAGCCUGAGAAUCGCACUGUGCACUACAGGGUUUUAGUGGUGCCGGUUUUCCAGACCAUUCGUCAACUGAUUCCCUCGCCAAAUGGCGCAUUCUUGGCCAUCAUCGCUGAUCACACCGUCUUCAUCGCCGUGCUCCCCGAUCCAUCUCACCUGUCCGGAACAGAUAGCUCUCCCAUCCGGGUGAAAUCGUACCAACUAGGCCCGACGACGCACGUUAUCCCCGAAUCGCCGGUGGUGUCGGCGCUAUGGCAUCCUUUGGGCGUCCACAGCAAUCUCGGAGGUUGUUUUGUGACGGUCACUGCCGACGCCGCGGUUCGGGUGUGGGAGCUGGAUCGCAACAACCACUGGUCAUUUGACCGUCCAACAUUGGCCGUGGACCUGAGGAAGCUGGUGGACGGGAGCUCAUCCGACCAGGACUUUGCGCCUUCGGGAUUUGGGAAGAACAAGGGCUUCUCAGCUGAUUUUAUCGACAUGGAGGUGGCAUCCGCUUCAUUCGGGGGCAGUGGAAAUGAAAAGGAGGACGCCUGGGCACCCAUGACUCUGUGGGUUGCAAUGCGACCCGGCGACCUCUACGCUUUGUGUCCGCUGUUGCCCUCCAAGUGGCGCGCGCCGUCGACGACAGUCCCCUCGCUAACUGCGGCUAUUGUCCCGAAGCUGGCUGCUCUGGAAGAAGACCAGGCGGACUCUCAGGAUGAAUUGACUGCCUGCCGGCAACAGUACGACUGGUUAGCUGAGAUCGACAACCAGGAGCCUUUGCACACGGAGUUUGAUUCGGAGACGGGCUCUGGCUCGGAGGUCCUUACUCGUCCAGCAAACCCAAGCGCCAUCCCGAGAUUGCAGGGUCCGUUCCGGUUCGAUACCAGCGAUGAGAUCGAUGACUUGGACCUUUGCGAUAUCCUUGUCAUGAGUGCCAAAGUCGACCUCGACGCCCUCAUGAUGGGCGAGGAGGAGCUCGCACUGGAAGAGAGCGGUGACGACCGGCUGUCUGCUACCGUCAUCUGUCUUUCGACCGGAAGUGGCAGGAUCCAUAUCUGUCUCGAGCUUGAGGGCAUUGAAGGACAGUGGCUUCCCAAGCCCAAGAAUAACGUGUUUAGCGAUCCUGUCUCCGAACCAUCGGAUCUGCUCCUCGUGGAGUCCUUGGACACAAUGAAGGGGGAACGUACAUCGGCCAACAAUUGGCCCACUUUUACGAAGGACGCCUACUCUCGGUACAGCUUUUUUGUUACAAACACCAACAACGUGACAUUUUUCUCUCUCACUUCCUGGGUUCAGAGGCUCGAGGCGGAACUGCAAUCGGAGGACACCACUGGCAGCGCAUUCCGCUUGCAGAUCCUCUGUGAGGGCGCUGCAGCCUUGAGAGAACGAAUUCUUGAGGUGGAAGGAAACGCCGGCACAAAGAAUCUGACCGGCCACCUGCCGGCUGCUUUGGUGUAUUAUGAUUAUGACCUCGGUUACUUACUGUUGACUUCCCACUCAUCUACUCCUCAUGCCGCCAUCUUGGAUGCUCCCGAGGUGCCUCUUCCCUCGAUUGCUGAUUUGCGACUGUUCGACUCGGAGGAUCAAGCGCCUGGCUCACCCGUCUUGCCCCCUCGUCGGCCCCCGUACCAGGUUCCGGCCAUUUUCUAUGCGGAGCCUCCGUUGGAGUUCUUCGUCGACAAGCAUGUCCCCCAUCGCCAACGUCAAGCUCUGAAAGAACAGGUGCGGCUGUCUCCGGCGACCCUGGACCUGGUUGCCGCUGCGCACCGGAUCUUGUCUGCCCACACCAACGCUCUUGAGCGAGCGGCAUCGGACCUCUUCCGUCGUUGCGAGCGGUUGCAGGGCGAGAUGCGGGAUCAACUGAAGCAACUGGCCGAUGUGGCGGACCGUGUCAAGGGGGUUUCCAGUGAGAUCGCGGAGGACAGCACGCGGAUUGAGGGUUCGCGGAGCGGGGAGGCGUUGGAUAAGAGGCUGCAGACUGCCAAGGACAAGCACACACAGCUGGUGCAGCGGUACGAGGGGUUGCGGAGUAAACUCCUCAAGUCCGGUGGACGGCCGCUGAGCGACAAGGAGAAGUCGUGGGUUGCCGAAGUGGAGACGGUGUCGGCAUCGGUUGGAGAUUCCAGGCAGGAGGACCAGCAGGACGGGGUCUUGACGCAACGACUAGAAGCUGUCAAGGAGAUUGCAGGCGAUCUACUCACGGAGGUGAAGACUCUUGCGGCCAAGUCGCCCAUCAGCGCGGACCCAGGGAGCCCGGCAUCGUCGCCGGGGGCGCAUCCCCGGGUUCCCCAGCGAUUGCAGCGGGCGAAGAUUGCCGACGCCAUGCAGAUGGUGGAGCGCGAGUCUGCUAUCAUCGAGAAUAUCACAUCGCGUCUGGAACGACUCAACACGGCGUUAUGAGCAGUGGGUGGAAUGGAAUCACUUGUGAUACAGUAAUAGUAUAGGAUUAAGACAUGAUGCCGUUGAGCCC
This is a messenger RNA of Aspergillus sclerotioniger CBS 115572, 2844 nucleotides long. RefSeq lists its product as uncharacterized. Gene Ontology annotation, cellular component: nuclear pore. The record is from RefSeq and is a predicted model, not a curated record. NCBI's taxonomy places the organism in Eukaryota, Fungi, Ascomycota, Eurotiomycetes, Eurotiales, Aspergillaceae. Gene Ontology annotation, biological process: protein import into nucleus; ribosomal large subunit export from nucleus; mRNA export from nucleus. Gene Ontology annotation, molecular function: structural constituent of nuclear pore. The transcript is spliced from 3 exons. The coding region runs from base 135 to 2774 and encodes 879 amino acids.